Molecule: messenger RNA, 3462 nt
Organism: Mercenaria mercenaria
Lineage: Eukaryota; Metazoa; Mollusca; Bivalvia; Venerida; Veneridae
Exons: 9
Coding region: 222-1598 (458 amino acids)
Biological process (GO): signal transduction
Source: RefSeq, a predicted model, not a curated record
CUUGGAGAAUUGUACAUUUCAUGCAUUGCAGCUGCGCAGCAGUAUUUAAGGGUUUUUAGGGGAUUAUAAGGGUUAUAGUCACGUGUGCGUGGUUAAUAACAAACGGGGCGCUUUACUGUUCAGAAGGGUGACCCCUAAAUGUGGUCCCUUUUCGGGAAUUCAAGAAUCCAACAAUAUUGGAGUUUUCCGAAAAUAUAAUAGAAUAACUGGGCUAUAUUAACAUGGCGAACGGAUACGAUUUAAAUGAAUUUACAUGUGUAAAUGUUGAUAAAGUGGAAGAUACUGAAAUAAAUCAUUUGGAACGUCGGAUUCAUAGCGAAAAGGAGGACUGGAAUAUUCCAAAUUUGCCACAUACUAAAGACUAUCACAUGUUUAUAUCUUACAUUCAAGACAACGCGGAGGAUGUAAGACUUAUUGUUGACAAUCUGGAAAGAGAAGGGAUAAAGUGCUGCUAUCAUGAACGGGAUUUUUUACCAGGACAACAGGUAAUCGGAAACAUACACGACUCGAUAAAUAGGAGUAUGAGCAUAUUAGUGGUACUCUCGGAGAAGUUUGUUCAAAGCCGAUUCUGUAUGCAUGAAAUAGAACAAGCGUUACAUGCCAGUAUAAACCAAAACUACACUAUUAUCCCAAUAAAGAUAGAACAAUGCGAUGUUCCAGAGAUUUUAAAGAAUUUCACGUACAUAAACGCUACAAGUGUUGAUGCAAGAGAAAUGCACAUACAAAUCAUUGAUGCUUUUGUAUGGAACGUUUGGCACAGAGAUCAAAAUGUGGAGAACAAUGGAUUUACAUUAGAAUUUCCACUGACCAAAUACAAGAUAGGUUGCAGAUGGCUUUCGUUAUCAAGGUUCAAGUUGUUGUUUGACGACACGAGCCGGCGUAAAAUUCGGAGAAACGGUUUCAAGGUUUCAGACGAACAUUUGGAUGAUAUUCAAAAGAUAGUGAGCAAUUCUGUUUAUGUAAAGUAUGCACAUAUAUUCAACAUGUUCGGCCGAUUGACAGCGCUUGUCUUCUUCAUGUUGCUUCUGCUUUACGUAGCCGUGUUUAUUACAACUGUUGAGUACACAUUUGAACCUACAAUGAACAAAGUCAAAACAAUUACUGCAGCACGUGCGUUGGAUUACGGCAUACUGACUGUAUUCCUUCUAUGGUUGUCUGUCAUGUUGAUACAUCUGUGCGGAUUGACUGGACGGUUUAGAAGGUGGAAAGGAAUGACAUAUUAUUUGAUAGAGAGGUCAAGGGCUAGUCUGAAACGGGCGGUGUGGAAGAAUAUCAACAGCAGAUAUGCAGAGUCCAAAAAGUUGAUCAUCAUUUUCAGAGAUGCGAAGCUGCUCAUUGUGAGGUAUGACUUCAAACCAUGCCAGGACUUAUUUAUGCGCAGAUGUAAUAUCAACGAAACCCUUAAAAAGAAAAUGCUGCCAACGGAAUCGCUGCGGGCUUAUGUCCAUCGGAUAUUUCGAAACUACAUGCAGGAGAACAUUGAAAUGCUGUCUGUACAGAGUGAAAGUUUUGGGCGACAUACAAUGGUAAAUGGAGCCAAAUGUUUAUGCCAGUUGGUAGAAGAUUCAGUAUUGUUGGAGGAAAACAGUGAUCCAUAGCAAAUCUUAAAAAGGCAUCAAUACAAUUAUUUUCAAUGAUAGGGAAGUUUUCUGUGUAAUAUAAUGACAUAACAAAUAUUACGUUCGAGUUCACACUGACAGAAAGCUUCUCCGAUCAAUAUCCGCAGCCUAAACUUAGAGAAUAAAACUUUAUAAACUGAUUGCUUGUGGGAAGUAGAUCAGAAAUAUUUUUUGUUUUCGAGGCAUUAACUGCUCUAGUGCCCUUUUCUGUGGGGUGUUUCGCAGAUGUACGCUGAGCUGUUCAGGUGGGGAUUGACUCAGUCAUCCGGAACGGUUUACUUUCUGAGACGCAUUAUACAGACAAUUCUUAUGUAACUUAGCAUUAAAGGCACUGACCUCCAGAUCGCACGACAACACAAAAAAAAAAAAAAGAAGAAAAAAAUAGGUAUAAAGAAAUUAAUGUUUUAUUUAAGAAUGCUUUGAAACUUAAUAACUGACAAACUAUAUGUUAUGGAAAACAUGAGAAUUAUUAAGUUUUACUAAUUUUUACAAUGAAAAUCAAAAAGCGUUCAAGGUAAACUGCCUUAAUUAUAAAUAUCUAUAAAUAACACGUUAAAACACAUAAUCCUCCGUGGCGGUACUGGUAAAGACAGCUGAAAAGUUUUGUUUUUUUCCGCAGCGGCUCUGGUUCGAUUCCCGACGCCGGCAUUUUUUUUAGAUUUGGCAUUUUUAAGAUAGUUUAGAAACAAAAACUCGUAUUGCAAUGUUCAUAAUAUGACCAAACUUCAAUUCUAAUGGCAGAUCAUUUUAGGUAAAAUCUGGAGAUCAGUGCCUAUUUCAUUCCAAGAUAUCUUUUUAAUUCCAACUUAAAUGGAACUCCUUCAAUCAAUAUUUUUGAUCUGAUUAACGACGAUAUAAUGUGUAUAAUCUUGUUUUAAAGAUAAGGAGCGUUUCUCAACACGAUACAGAAAAUGUAGAAAAUAAUCAAUUUAUGCUCUAUUUAGUUACGUGGAUUUUUUGUGUGUGAAUAAUUAUAAAAAAUAGCAACUCAAAAGUAAACAUAAGGUUCCACUGUUAUUGUUGGACACCAAUGUAGUGUCACUGUGACAUUUCCAAAUAUGACUUCACAUAGAUAUACCUAUUUUUUUUUAAUUUAAAAUGUAGAAUCACUCAUUCCCAAAUAUACCUCGUUGAUUCAUGUCCAACUUUGCAUAUACGCACCCCUUCCUAUAACAAAGCAAAUAUUAUGCAAGGUAACAAUUUUAGAUUUUGUACUUUUGUAGCAGAUACAUGUUUUUUUUUGCAGAAAGAUAUAAGUUUAAGACGUCUUUUAUUGGUUAGUAUUGAAGUGACGGUAUCUUUUUACGUUUUUUUUGUGAACGACCUUCGUAUAUAUAUGUUCACACGUUGUUAAAAAUGUAUGUUUUGAAAUUUGUUUAUAACACUAAAAUUCGUUUCUGGUUUGUUAUAUAAGUUUAAAAAGACUAUUUCAUUUUUCAUUAGCCUUGUCAACACAUAAAAUGUGCAGAUAUAUUACUUUGAUACGGCACAAGUAACUGUUCAGCAAGAUAGGUAACUCUAGCUUUUCUCAGUGAAAAUUAUUUUCCAUGGCCUUUUAGAAUAUGUCUGAUAUUUGCUUUCUUUGUUUAUACGUCAUUUUAUGCAAGGCAGUUUCAGCGUCAAUUAAAAUCUUGUUUGACAUGUAAUAAUAGAAAACACAAAUUAUAUUAUAUAAUUGUGACAGGAAAGGCCGUACCGGCGACAGUAACCAUCAGAACAAAUCAACACCCUUUACAAUAUUUACAAAUUUAUUUACAAAAGAUGAUUAUUUACAAUGAAUAGAUGUGAAAAGAAAAAAAAACUGAUUAUAAGAAAGAAAAAAAAAGAAAGUUCAGUAUCUCUA